Messenger RNA from Lodderomyces beijingensis, 949 nucleotides. NCBI's taxonomy places the organism in Eukaryota, Fungi, Ascomycota, Pichiomycetes, Serinales, Debaryomycetaceae. The record is from the annotation of a GenBank genome assembly.
AUGAUUAUUAAACCACAAGAGCAAAGGGCGGAUUCAAAAGAGCCGCCCAAGUACAUGCAAGAUCCCAAUCGCAACAGCAGCAGCAACAAGGAAACUGCUGAGGCGUGGAGGUCAGAGAAAAGCACGCUUGAAACGCCGCCUGGAUACGACGAGGGAAACUACACACGGGGCAGUGCGGUGGAUCCUCUGGUGCAUCACCGGCACGAGCAGGAGAGCAAGCAAGAAAGGACAAUUAUCAUCAAGAACCGAGCUUGAAAAGACGGGUACAAGGUCUUUUGUGAGCCGAGACUCUUUGGAAAAGCACAAGGCUUUCAAUAAAUCCACCCACGGCUACGUGAAAGGUUUGCGAAGUCAAGGAGUGGGCGUCCCGCUAUUCAGAGUGAUUGUGCCGCUGUUCUCAAGGACUUUUCUCAAGUUCAGAUACAAGUCCACCCGGAGUGGCAACGACGACGUGGAUAGCACCUUUUCGAUAAAUGUUUAUUUAUAUAAAGGGAUAAGGCACAGAUGGAUCAAGGAGACUUCAGGUGGUGAAAUCCGGCGCCAGGGCCGUACCAAAUUCAAGUUUGGACAUUUUAUCCUCGCGGAUGGUCAACCCUCACUUUGCGACAACUGGGACGGCAAAAGCGACGCUCUUGAUAAAAAGAGCAAAUUCAACCCGCUUCUAGUCUCGCCGUUCAAGUCGUUGUUCAAGUCGUCGGCUCCUAAGCCAGAGUAUUAUGGAAUCUCGAGUCUUGGAGCUUUGAUUGAAAGUAAGCAGGAUUCAUUUGGGGUAUUAAAUUUUGAAGAUGUUUGCCAAUGUCCAGAUCCCGGUGCCAAUUUCGAAAGUAUAUAUUCCGUUGAUGAGGACGAUUUGGUCCAUAUUUAUAUUGCUACGGUCUUGAAAAGAGUGCGAGAUGCGGUGGAGAAGAGCAACACCGCUGCGGCAGCUACUAUUGCGGCUACGGCUUGA